Molecule: messenger RNA, 2758 nt
Organism: Scatophagus argus
Lineage: Eukaryota; Metazoa; Chordata; Actinopteri; Scatophagidae
Gene: paip2b
Product: poly(A) binding protein interacting protein 2B
Exons: 4
Coding region: 246-644 (132 amino acids)
Biological process (GO): negative regulation of translational initiation
Cellular component (GO): cytoplasm
Molecular function (GO): mRNA regulatory element binding translation repressor activity
Source: RefSeq, a predicted model, not a curated record
CACAACGUUUUUCCCUCUCGACGUCUAGGCAAAGAAACAGUAGAUUUAUCCGUUUUAAGUCAAUAUCGCUAGCUAACUGACAAAGGGGGUUGCGGUUGUUUAGCGUAGUGGAGCUUAAUAGAAGAAUUUCUUGACUGUGUGGUUUUCUUGUGACAUCCCGGACCGGAAAAGAGCCGUUUCCCCCCCGACAGCUGGUUUGCGGAUUGCCCCCCUAUUUGCACUUGAAGUUGUGUGAGCCGGCUGAGAUGAGCGGUCCAGAGGUGGCCAAGACUCCUGGAGGAGGAGGAGCUCCGGGCAAGGAGGGAAAGGAGCCAGUGGCCAACGGGCAUGCGGGAGAGGGCAACGACACCAAUCCAUUCGCUGAGUACAUGUGGAUGGAGAAUGAAGAGGAGUAUAACAGACAGGUGGAAGAGGAGCUGUUGGAGCAAGAGUUCCUGGAGCGCUGCUUCCAGGAGAUGCUGGAGGAGGAGGACCAGGAUUGGUUCAUCCCUUCACGUGACCUCAACAAUCAGGGGGUGGGGCAGCUGCAGCAGCAGCUCAACGGCCUGUCUGUUAGCGAUCACCACAGCAACCUGGAGGAAGUUGCGAGGAAGAGCAUCUUGAAUCCCGAAGCGAAGGAGUUCGUCCCGGGGAAGAAAUACUAGGAGUCCCCCUCACCCCCAUGGAGCCUCCACGCGCACACUCACACACACGCAACCACACACACACACAAGUCCUCUCGUAUUCUCAGAGACUCUGGCGGCCACGACCGCGCACACACUGAUUCUCUCCCACACACGUACACACAUAUACCUACACACUUGAAGUCAUUGGCGUGCUGGCAGGCCCAGUUGGGGGGUGGGGGGAUUUCUUUUUCUUUUCCUUUUUUGUUUCUUUAAUCUUUUUAUUUCCUGUUUGUUUCUUGUAAACUGAGGGACAUUGGGAACAGGGGUGGGGGAUGGAUGUAAUACCAGCACCGCCCUACUGCGGGCGUUAGCUCAUCAUUGCAUUUCAGAUGACACUGUUGACGUUUACAGAGCAUGCAGAUCUCAUUGAUGUCCCCUUGGAACUUAGGCAGCUACCAAGGAGUGAUGCCAGGACAAAACUUAAAUCUCAAACAUUGACUUGACUUGAAAAGUCACCUCACAUACGUGUUAAUUCGUGUGCCGUCAAAUUUGUAAAAACUACAUCGCCAGCAGGUUGAAGGUUUCCAAGACAGUGAGAUUAGAGAAUGACUAACAUUUCAGGGGACUUGAUGGGUUUCCGCCACUGCUCUGUAGAGUCACCACGGUCGGUCAAACCCGUCAACGUUUGCUCCUGUGAUGUCACCAGUUCCCUGUGACAUCACAGACCUUGCUCAUCUCGAAAUGCGGGUUCUUCUUUGUAUCUGCAGCGGCCACGUUCCAAACUAAAUACAGACCCCCACCCCCACCCCACCCACCCUGCAUGCUUGUAUUUGGAGGGAUCUUAACAGACAUGGACAGGUGUAAUCAUGGAUUUAAAUAUUAUUUUUCCCAAUUUAUGUGGAAGUCUGUGUUUAUGUAUUGUCGGUCUUAUUCGAAGAGAGGUGUUUUCCCAUUCAUACAUCAAGUUGAGGUUAUCAAGACAAAUAUAUAGAGAGGGGAAGGUCGGAGAUUUUUAAACCUUUAAAGAAACUUGCCAUCAUUUUUUGUUUGACUUCAUCCCUUAGUUCAGUUUGGAUUUACAGGGUGUAGUGAACAGUCUUGUUACAGGGGGAGUAUUUGGUCUGGAACAAUGCCACUGCCUCUUUCUGCUGGAACUGCUUUCGUUGUCCAGCAUCAGAUUAAGUGUCCAUAUCCAAAUCAGGUUUUCAGAUAGCCUCUCCUCCUCUUUUUUUUUCUUUGUUUUUUUUCUCCUUCAUGUUUUGAGGAUGAGGCAUUUUGUGUCUACUGGGUACAGGAACCUGUGGUGUCCAUUCAGUCCUGUUUGCAGGAGGGAAAUGUAAGGGGACAAUAUUGUCGUAGCCAAUUAGAAUAAAGCAGUAUGGAACACGUGGCUGACCAUAUGGUCUCUUUGCUGUUCUUCUCUUUGGAGGGUAACUUCUUUGAGAAAGUUCUUCUUUUUAACCAUAAAUCUGUGUUGUGGUCUGGCUUUCCCUGAAGCAUCGCCCCCCUUGGUGCAAAUAUAAUCUCCGUUAAAUUGUGAGCCAAUAGGAAAACGUAUUUGUGAAGAUGCUUUUUAGGAAACCCAGAUUUUUAUCAACAGUAAUCAUUAAUUAUUGAGUCAGUUUUUCUAGUUCUCAGCCAUCUUGGCUUGAAAAUGCAGAGGCAGUAUUGUCAUUAAGGAAAAUCUUGUGAUCUGAAAAUUUAACCUUUAUGCCACUGUUCAUUUGUGGUAUUAACCAUGACAAUAAUGUCUUGUGUAUUUGACUGUAUUAGUGUUAAGUAGACACUUGGGCACUUGUACUUCAUUGAAGUGUCUGACAGGUGAAAGCACUUCUUCACAUCCGUGCAGCUUUUCCGUUUUUUUUUUUCAGGCUAAGAAGUACUCUCGUGUGUUCUUAAUGCGUGCAGUAGUGACUCGGUUAAAAUGGAACUUCCUUGCACAGUGUUGGAUCACAGCUGUCGAUUGGCACCCUGGUGAAGCCAAUAGGAAUGUCCGCCAGGUGGAUUGUACAACAUGAAAUCAUUUUUGGUGAUUUUGUUUAGAUGAGUUAGACAGAAGUCGUUAAAAAAAAAGAAGUCCAGAAGACACAGAGUAUGAAUUUCAGUACAAAUAAAAAUAAUGAAAAAAGACAAAUAAAGUUGCUAAAGACAAA